AUGGCCAGCAAAACCGUGGAUGGUUACACGUGGGAGCCCGCCACAGGAGUUGUCAAGGGCCUCAAAACGGACGCCGUUGUCAAACCUGCCCAGUCACUCGGUAGCAAAGACAACAUCUAUGAUGCUGUGGUGAUCGGUGCAGGCUACGCCGGCCUUGCUGCAGCGCGAGACUUGGCGCUCGCAGGCACGUUUUGGUCCUCCUCGUACUCUGGUCGAAGUGUUUUGCUGCUGGAAGCCCGUGAUCGCAUCGGAGGUCGAACAUAUACCGUCAAUAAAGAUGGAUUCCUCUACGAGAUGGGCGGCACUUGGGUUACGCACCACAUGGGUUAUCUGUUCCGCGAGAUGCAGAGAUACGGCAUGGAUCGCGACCUUGUCACCACGGGAAGCCCGGACAUGCACAAAGGCUACUACACAAUGGAUGUUCCAGGAGCCAAGCCUCGGACGCUCAGCCAUGAAGAAGCCGGCGCCAUGCAAGCCAAGGCCUGGGAUGUAUUUGUCAAUGUCGAUGGCCAGUACGGUCGCACACUCUGCCCACUCCCCCACGCUCAGCUAGACAAUAUCAUGGUUGAUCGAGAAACGGUGGAGAAAUGGGACCAGUUCUCAUGUCAGGACCGUUUUGACCAAAUUCAAGACCAGCUCACUACCGAGGAGCAAGGUCUCCUGGUCUCUCUUCUGCUGCACAUCUCAGGCGGCGACAUGCAGACCUCCAGCCUCUGGGACAUGAUCCGAUCCCAUGCUUUGCUCAUGCAUAGCUCGGAUAAUUUUACCGACGUCUGGCUUCGAUACAAGCUCCGGGCCGGACAGACCGAGCUUGCAAAGCGGAUGUUUCACGAUGCGAAAGCCCGGGGUAUCGACUACAGCUUUUCAUCACCCGUACAGUCCAUAUCGCAGGGAGCGGAGAAAGACGGCGAAAUCACCGUCGCAACACAUGGCGAGGGGGCUUUCCGGGCUCGGCGCGUCAUCAGCACUAUUCCCCUCAACGUGCUCAAGGACAUCGCGUUCUCGCCACCCCUCUCCAAGAAGCGACAAGAAGCCAUUGACAUUGGCCACGUGAACCACAUGACCAAGAUACACGCCGAUGUGCGCAAUCCGGAGCUGGAACGAUGGAACGGUAUGCGGUUCCCAGGCCUGUUGCUGUAUGGCUACGGCGAUGGCCGCCUGCCGAACGGCAAUGUGCACCUUGUUGCGUUUGGUGCCGACGAGCGCGAACAUUUCGUCCCAGAGAAGAAUCCCGAGUUGGCUGUGGAAUCGUUCAAUAAGCUGCAUCCAAUGGAUAUCCAGAGAUUGAUAUUUCACAAUUGGAGCACCGACGUGUACGCAAAGGGAGGACCGGCUUGGUGGCGGCCCGGAUACAUGUCCAAGUAUCAGGACGAGCUCCAGAGCCGCCAUGGAAAUAUUUUCUUUGCCUCGGCCGAUUGGGCGCAUGGGUGGCGCGCGGCGAUUGAUGGUGCGUUGGAACAGGGGUCUUUGGCUGCGCAGUCGGUUGAUGGCGAACUCGGGCCUAGUAGACCUUCUGCUGCCGUUGAGAGUAAACUGUAG
This is a messenger RNA of Cordyceps militaris CM01, 1539 nucleotides long. RefSeq names its product amine oxidase. The record is from RefSeq and is a predicted model, not a curated record. NCBI's taxonomy places the organism in Eukaryota, Fungi, Ascomycota, Sordariomycetes, Hypocreales, Cordycipitaceae. Bases 1 to 1539 code for a protein of 512 amino acids. Gene Ontology annotation, molecular function: oxidoreductase activity. The transcript is spliced from 5 exons.